Messenger RNA from Haemonchus placei, 522 nucleotides. NCBI's taxonomy places the organism in Eukaryota, Metazoa, Nematoda, Chromadorea, Rhabditida, Trichostrongylidae. The record is from the annotation of a GenBank genome assembly.
AUGGAUAUACAACUCGGCAGCAUGGCUCACGAAGCAGAUCAAGACCUUCUCCAAAUGGAACUGAAGAUAAGAUGUAUCUUCGAUUACCAUGUAUCAGAUCGAUUCAGCAUAGUUAUUCAGCAAUGCCUGAAAAGAGCGGAUCUAGCCAAUGAUGUUUUCUUGCUUAACACACCAAGAGAAAACAUUAAACACCAGUUGGUUAGAAAUCGUCUCUAUGACCGGACUUGCAUCACGGAUAACUGCGUGAUCUGCCCGUAUGGAAAAGUUGGAGACUGUGCUCAAAGAGCUGUGGUUUACCAGCUUCAGUGUUUAACAUGUGAUGCUUGCUAUAUUGGAGAAACUGGGAGAGGGUUAUGCGUUCGUGUGAAAGAACAGCUAGCAAACGAAGGUCUUGCUCGCUUGCACCGCUUGGGAAGCACAGAAGAGAAGGUCAUGCUGGUUGCGACUUUGACGUUAGAUGCACGACUUUGUCCUACGAUGACAGUAUUGGUGCCAGAAAAACUCUCGAGGCUCUCUGGAUAA